Caenorhabditis angaria is the source of this 8790-nucleotide messenger RNA. Lineage: Eukaryota; Metazoa; Nematoda; Chromadorea; Rhabditida; Rhabditidae. The record is from the annotation of a GenBank genome assembly.
AUGAUUUGCUCUUAUUUUCUGCUGAUUUUAUUGCUUUUCGAUCCGACGGCUGGAUUCGAAACCGAAAAUAGACCUGAAAGUUGGUCCGAUGGUACAGAAAAGCCUGGAAAUUAUCCUGAAGAUAAGCCCGACCGCCCACCGGAGGAAAAUUGGACCAAGGAGCCCGAAAAGCCUGGAAAUUAUCCUGACAAUAAGACUGAUGUCCCUGACAAGCCCGGAGAAGAGAAUUGGACCGAAAAGCCUGGAAAUCAAUCCGACGAGAAACCGGACGGUUCAGAAAAGCCACCGGAGGAAACUUGGACGAAGGAGCCCGAAAAGCCUGGAAAUUAUCCAGAUGAUAAACCUCAAGGCACAGAAAAGCCUGAACGUCCGCCGGAGGAAAAUUGGACUAAAAAUCCUGACAAUUAUCCCGAUGACACAUCGAAUGGCUCAGAAAAGCCCGGAGAAGAAAGUUGGACCAAACAGCCUGAUCGGCCUUAUCCAAUUCCAUCGCCGGAAACUGAAAAUCUGGAAGAAGACUAUGAAACACCGUGUUAUCCUAUUGAUUAUCCAGGAAGAUUGAUUCCGAGAUUAGUGAUAUUUGUAAUUGAUCGAAGUCAAGAAGAAUUGGAAUUGGUGAGUUUUAGAAUCACAACGGGGUCACAGCAUCUUCAACCUAACAAUGUCUUUCAGCGCCAACCACUUCGCCGAAUUUUCGAUGAAAUGUCUUGCCUUCUCCCAAAUUCUACUGAUCUUCGCACUUUAUUCAUGGAUAUUUCGAGUCUAAAUUCAACAGAUGAAGGUUUCCAAUUUGGUCGAAUCGAAGAUUCUGCUGAAUAUUUUGAGCGAUUCGAGAAUCAGUCGGAACUUGAUUUUCGAACAAUCGAACAACGCUUCGAAUAUGCUAUGGAAAAAUUGAAUGAAAGUGGAAUUCACCAAUAUUUUCCGAUUAUCAAAUUUAUUCAUCUCGACAUCGAAACCUAUGAAAAUGAAGCUGAAGUCGCGAUAGUUGAAAAACCCCGCAAGAAACGCAUCUCGACUACGACAUUCGCACAAAUUAUUUCCGCAUAUCCGGAGAUUUCGAAAGUUGCGACAAGUUCGGCUAUUCAAUUGGUACGACAAUUUAAUAAUGUGCAAAUUGCUGAAUCAUCGAUUGGUGUGAAGACGCAACAAAAAUUUGAAAAAGUUUCGUCGAAGGCCAAAGGUAAGUGGGGAAAACAUCUAUACGUAUCGUAACCCAGAGAAAAUCGGAGAUAACUACAGUAAUUCAUAUCCACGUGUUAUUUCGCAGAUUACUGUAGUCAGAAAUAUAAGAUUUUGCAAAAUUAAACAAUAACGUUUUUUGCAGAUAAAAUUCCCGAGAAACUCCAAACCACAUUAAAGGAUAUGUAAGUUAUUUUAUUUCCAUCUCUCGAAAACCUCGGAUUUUUCAGCGCAAAAGAAGUUGUACCCGAAUUAUUAGCUGGAAAUGAAGGAAAAGCUGCUGAAAACUUGGUGGCUUAUAUCAUUGAUAAAUCGAAAGAAAAUGCGAAAGAAAAUGAAGCUGUUAAAAAAACGAUCGAAGAAAUUCAGAAAAUGAUCAAACCUAAAGAUGGACAACAAUCUGCGAUAAUUGAUUUGAAUGAUGCAACAAAUAUAAUAACAUCAGCAACUUCAGGAAAUUGGUUGGAUUUGACAAAAAAUGUAUUCAAAGUCGGAAAAAAGGUUGCAAAACAUCAAGGAUGGGAUAAAAAAGUGAAAAAAGGAAUGGAUAAAUUAAUCAAAUCUAAAUUUCCAAAAUUGGCCAAGAAAAUUGAUUGUAUAGUUCCACAAAUUGGUGAAAAAGGAAAGAAAAUCAAAGAAUUUUAUGAUGAUUUCGUUUCGAAACAUCCGGAAGUUAAAGAUCUGAUUAGUUUUAAUGGUGUACCUUUGGAACAAAAAUUGGUAGAUGGUGGAAAAAUGGGAGUUGGUAUGAUUAUUGAUGGAAUAUUUGAAGAGAUCGAUCCGGAUUUGACUGAUGUUUCGGAUGGAGUGAAAAAUGUAUUGGGAAAAGUUAUUGAUGGAAUUCCGGGAUUGGUGAAAGGUGAUGAAUUCACAUAUGGUGGAAAUGGAAAUGGCGGAAGUGGUAAGAUUUUGGAAAGGGCGUGGGGAAAUCUAAUUGACACCGAAAACUGAAAAAAAUCGACAAAAGGAGCAAAUACGCCCUAGUAAACAAUGAAAAGUACUGCGUCAUUGCGGAGUGUUGUUACAAACGAUGAAAGUGGCAUGGCGGAGUGUUGCAGACAUAUUAUAUUGAUUUUUCAGGAAAUCAAAACAACGGAAACAACAAUAAUAAAAAUUCCAACCGAAAACCACAAUGUGCACCAACAAAAAGUCGAACAAGGACUGAAUGUGGGAAAGCAAUUGUUUGGAUUUGUUGUUGAUCGAGGAAAUGAUGAUGAUGUGGUAAGUUGAUGACGUGGCAAAAAGGUCAGCACUAAUAUCUGAUUUAAAAAAAAUUCAGAAUGACGCGAUUUUUUCAACAAUUGAACAAGCUACUUGUCUUAUCAAGGAUUCCAAAGAUGUUAAAGGGACAAUUUUGGAUAUUUCGGAUAAAACAUCAAGCGAUUCACCGAUUUCUAUUGAUGAUAUUGGAAAAUUGGGGAAAGAAUUGUUGAAGAAUUAUGGGAAAAGUAAGGACUUGACAGCUCUCUACAAAAACCCUAAUCAUCUCCAAUUUCAGAAACAUUUUCAACUGAUGAUAUUGGAACUCGAUUCGCUGACACCAUCAAGAAAUUAGCGGAUGGUGAAACACCAGAUGUUUAUGAUGCCAUAAAUCUUUUUGUUCCUGAUUUUCCGAAUGGUGGAAAUGGUGAGAAUUUGAAGAAGAUUUUUGAUAUGGUUAUGAAAGGGAAAUCGGCGAAUUUGAGAGAUAAGAUUAAAUUCAACAAUAUUCCGCUGAAAUAUGGAAAAUUGCCGAGUGGAAAAACGUCGAUUGGAAUGCCUGGAUUGGGGGAUAUUGGACCAAUUUGUGAGUUUUUUUUCUAGGAAGGCAAUGAUAUUUUAAAAUCUACAAAGCUACCCUCAUAAAUAUGUUUCUCCUGAUUUCCAGUGUCCAACAUUCCUGCACCUGUCAUCGAUGUUCUUGCAAAUCUGUAAGUUUCCAACCCAACUUUCUAAAAAUUCAUUUUUUUUGCUUGUAGCCUGGAAACUGCCGUCCCUGGAAUCACUACAAUUUUGCCAAUUCCGAUUCCAAAUAUUCCAAACAUCCUAGAUCUGCCAAAUGUUCCAAGUUUCCCCAAUAUACCCGGAUUGCCGAAUUUCCCGAAAAUCCCAGAUUUGCUCGAUAUUCCUGAUAUACCCAACUGGCCGAAUAUUAAUCUUCCUGAUUUGCCAAACCCGAAUUCAGGAGGAUCUAAACCGGAUUCGAACACGAAUUCUAAACCCAAAUCAAAAUCGACACAAAAAACGAAAAGACCAAGAAGUGAUUCGCGACAAAAAUCAAAAAAUAAUCGCAAAAAACGAUGUUCGAAUUUGAAAACCGCUUUGUCGAUUGGCAAAAAAUUGUUUGCAUUUGUUGUGGAUCGAGGAACUGAUGAGGAAGUGGUGAGUUAAUGACGUGGCUAAUUUUUAUCACCCUAGAAUUAAUUUUCUUUCUUUUCAGACUGAUGGAAUCUUCACAACCGUCCAAGAAUUAAUCUGCCUAAUUCCCUCAUCGAAUUCCACAAAUUCUACAAAUUCUACUGAAUCUACAAAAGGAACUAUUCUCGAUACAUCUGAUACACAAUCAAUAAAUGAUCUAUUAUCGAUUGAUAGCAUUGAUAAAUUGCCCGAAAAAUUGGCCAAAAUUUCCGGAAAGAAAGCGAUUUCUCAAGAAGGAUUUGGAUCGAGAUUUGGAAAAGUUUUGAAGAAAUUGCUUCAGGGAAACACCCCGGAUUUAUUUGAUGCGAUUGAUAUAAUUGCGCCAGAAUUGCCGAAUGGAGUGACUGAAAGUGCGCUGAAAAAAGUGUUCAAUAAGGUGUUGGAUAAAUAUCCGACAGAUAUCAAAAAGAAGGUGAAACUGAAUAGUAUACCUUUCGAAUUUGGAAUGGAUCCGGAUGGAACACUGACUGUUGGAUUGCCUGAUGUUGGAAAAAUUGAUGUGGAUUUACCCGAAAUCACGAAAAAGCAAAAGAAGAAAUUAUAUGAGAUUUGGAAGAAGAUUGAGCCGAAAAUUACGGAUCCUGAUGAUCAGAGUUCAAAUCAGAAUCAGCAGCCAGAAAAGGAGAAAAAAAAUAAAUGCAAAUCGAGAAAAACAACACCUUUGCUUGUUGGAAAAACACUUUUUGUUAUGUUUGUUGAAAGGAAUUUGGGAAAGGAAUAUGUGAGUUUUUGGGGGGAAAAAGUUUUUGAGGUGGCAAACACGCUCCACCUAAUUGUUAAUAAUUAUUGAUUUUUCUUCCAGGUCGAACCAAUUUCGUUGAUUUUGAAACAAAUAGCUUGCCAAAUCCCAGAUGCAUCGGAUACAGAAGGAACUAUUAUUGAUCUCACAAAUCAACAAACAAUCGAUCAACCAAAAACAAUUGAUACAAUACGAAAAUGGGGGCCGAAAAUUGAGGAUUUGGUAAGACAAACUCCAAAAACAUCACAAAAUACGAAUGAAAUUGGAAAACUGUUUGUUGAUGCUUUGGAAAAAUUCGCGAAAAGUCAGAUUCCCAAGGAAUUUGAUAACAUCGAAGUUUUGACGUCUAAUUUGCCUGGAGCGGAUUCGGAUUUGUGGAAAAAGGGUUUUGAAACAGUGAUGAAACUAUUGCCCGAUAAUGUGAAGGAGAAAUAUCGAUUGAGGAAUUUUCCACUGGAUUUUAAAGCGAAAAAUGUGGAAAUUCCUGAAGGGGUUAAGAUUGAUACAGAAGGUUGGGGAUUUUUUUUGAGUUUUAUUAGGAAAAAGAAAUUAUUUUCAGAGAUUUUCCCGGAUGUUACCAAGAAAUUGUUCAAGGAAAUGUAGGUUUUUUUUCAAGUUUCUAGUGUCAAAUCACAUUUAUAAGUUAAAAAAGUACAGUCAUCAUAUAUUUCGUCGCCCAAAAAAUAUUUCUGAAAUCAGAUGAUCUCCUCAAUUCCUGAUAUUUUCAGCCUCAAUAAACUCGAUCCGAAAAUAACUGAACAAAAAUCGGAAUCCGAACAAAAACCAAAAAAACGAUGUAAAUCGAAACAAACAGCCGCUUUCAAUAUUGGCAAAAAACUGUUUGGAUUAGUUGUGGAUCGAGGAAACGACAAAGAUUUUGUAGGUUCUUUUUCGAUUCCGCGUAAACGACCACGUGAUUAACUAUAACGUGGAAUUCUAAAAUUCUACGUUACAGUAAUCCGCUCGGAUUUGUAGUCCAGAAGAUAAAAAUCUGAAGUUUAUUACAGACUCUGCCGCUUUUUGAUGUAAUGGAAGAAGUUUCUUGUUUAUUACCAGAUGCACCGGAUUUGAAAGCUAUGAUUUUGGAUAUUUCAAAUAUGAAUCCAACUAUAAAUGUAGAUACAAUUGGAAAACUUGGGGAAACCUUGAGAAAUUCAAAAAAUAAGAAAUCGAUAUCGAACAAGGAUAUUGCUAGUCGAUUUUUUGAUACUUUGCAAAAAAUAAAAGACGCUGGAUUAUUUGAUGAUUAUGAUUGGAUUGAAUUAUUGAAUCCGAAUUUUCCAAAUGGUGGAUCUGGUGAUAAUUUCAAAAAAGUCUAUGAACAAUUUUUGAAAAGUAAUCCGAAUGUUGAAGAUAAAGUGAGAUUCAAUAAUAUUCCAUUGAAUUUUGGAGUUUCGGCAAGUGGAAUACCGACGAUUGGAUUGCCUGGAGUUGGAGAUGUUGAUUUGAAUUGUGAGUUCUUUUGGGGGGAUGUGGAUUUUGAAAAAAAUUAAUCAACAUUUUACCUGAUUUUUUAAGUAUUGAGAAAGAAGAGUUUUCAAAAAAACAAUUCUCAAAUUAUUUCAGCACCAGCUUUGCCGCCAUAUUUGAAAGAUAAGAUCAAGGAUGCGUAAGUUUUUUUUUCUCAAUUUUUCGCCAUUUGGCAUUGAGUUGGACGUAAAAUAAUCAACGUGGCAAAAAUACUAUAAUUAUUUUCCAGCCUUCGAAAAAUCGAUUCAAAAAUUGUCAAAAAACCGAAAUCCACUCAACCGCAAGACGAGAAAAAUCGCGAAAGAUCGUGCAAACCCAAAACCACAGCUGCUCUGAAUAUUGGUAAAAAAUUGAUUGGAAUAAUUUUGGAUCAAGGUUUCGAUGAGGAAAUUACAAAUCCGAUUCUAACAACAAUGGAACAAUUGGUUUGUAAAGUUCCGAAUGCGCCAGAAAUCAAAGGACAAGUUGUUGAUAUAUCAGAUAUGGAUACAAUUAGUUUGCCAUCAAAUAUUGGAACGAUUUUGGAAUUGGGACCAGAAAUAUUGAAAAGAAUGGGAAAACGUGAGCAUUUUUUGAGAAUUUUCACCAAUUUUCAACAAAAUUAUAUUAUUUUCAGGCUCCAACUCACCAUUGGAUGCUCCUAACAGAUUUUUCAAAGCUCUCGAACUUUUGGCUUCAUCUGGAAUCCUUGACGGAUUCGACAGUGUCAAUUUAUUCGUGCCCACUCUACCAGGCUUCAGUGGAAUUGGCUUGGGAAUUCCCGGAAUCCCCGUAGUUCUCCCUGUAGGUCUUCCAAUAAUUCCACCGAUUCCCGGUGUUCCUGGUUUGGAUGGAUUUAUCAAGGCAUUGGGAAUGAUAUUUGAUGUUUUCCCCAAUUUACGACCAAAAAUCACGUUGAAUGGUGUGAAUUUUAAGUUCAAGCUGAAGAUUCCGCCUACAGGUAAAGUUUUCGGGCAAUUUUUGAAAUUCCAUGUUGAAUCUGAAAUUUAUGACCAAAAAUUUGAAGCGCUUAGAAACUGAUCUGGAAAACCACUUUUUUGGGAAAAUUGGCCUAGAAAACCUGGAAAGUAUUUUCUAGUACACGAGAAUUUGAUGUUUCAGGAAAUGGACCAAAUAUUGAAGUUGAUAGUCCAUCAUCAGAAGAUUUAGAUGAAACACUGAAAAAAAGCGAUCCGAAAGUCGAGAAAAAUGGCGAAUCACAAGAACCAGAUGAAUCGGAAAAAUGUAACAAGUUAACGAAAGUUGGUGUGGAAGCCGUCAAACAACUCUAUAUUUUCAUAACCGAUCAAGACUCGAAUAAUGAGAUUCAGGAAAAAGUUUGGGAAUUGAUUGAACAAGCGAUUUGUUCGGCAUCGAAAAAUGAUGAUGGAAUGGUUAUUGAUCCGAUAAAUGGAGCAAGUGAUAUUGGAAGUAUGGAGGAGACAGAAGAAAAAGUCAAGAAAAACAAGGAAAAAUGUGAGCAAUUAGUUUGGCUUACUAUAGAAUUUACUGUUGAUCUACGCUAAAUUUCGAACUUUUUGGUUGGAAACUGAAGAGAAGAACAAUUUCUAGAUUACUGUUCUUUUCUGGCGCUAUUCUAAGAAAUCUUUCUACCAUUAAUAAAAUCAAAAAUUUUGCAGCCAACCGAAAAAAAGAUAGCAAAUGUAAGCGAAUUCAAAAAGUUCUGGGUAAAUUGGACGGAGUUAUCAAAAAUGUGACAAAGCUUUAUAAAAAGAUUCACAUCGUUGUUCCAAUGGUCAACAGCACAGUUUUGAAUGAUAUCAAUAUGAAAAUCAAUCAGAGUUUGACGAUCGCAUCAAAUAUGUCGAAUUAUGCAGCAAAUACUGAUUUUUGUAAUUGGAAAGCGAUGUUGAUGAAUUGGACGAAAAGAUUGAAGGAUUCGGGUGUGAAACAGAGAAUUGAAUAUAUUCAAAUCCCGCUUAAAGUUGUCCAAAUUAAUGAAACUGAAGCUAGUCUCGUUUUGGAAGUGGAAAAUUCGACGAAAACUGUCGAAAUUCGAAAAUUGAAUAUGCAAGAAAUUGAGGAGGAAGUUGUGAUUUAUGAAACAAAUUACACUAACUCGACGAAUAAUGUGCCACCGGAUUUUGGUGGAUUUUGGGAGGGAACUUAUCAGAAUACUUAUGAUCCUGAAAAGACAAACACGAAACCGGUGAAAGAAUUGCCCAGAGAAGUUAGAGUCGAGUGAGUUUUGAGAGGGAAGGGGAUUGAUGUAAAAUAUCUGGAAUAUUUUGAUUUUUCUCUGAAAUUUAAAUCAUCUGUGUACAGGGCAUAAUUUGAUGAAUUUUUGAAAUACCUAGACUUCAAGAUCCCAAAAAUGAAAAUAAUGAAGCUUUGAGUCUGGGAACUGCAAUUUAAAGUUUUCUGAAAGAAUUGUUAACUUUUUUUAUUGAAAUAUUGGAUUUUUUCACGCUUUUAUUAUUUUUUUCUUGAUUCACAAAAAAUUAAUUUUUAACAGAAUCACUCACAAAGUCAACGAAUCAAUAAUUCGAAGUUAUUAUGAACGAACUGUUUAUAUAGAAAGUGAGCAACAAAUUGAAGAAAAAGUGGAAACAUCAAAUUGGCUACUGUGGCUAAUUAUUAUAAUUGUAAUAUUACUUUUAUUAAUAAUUUGUUGUAUUUUGAUUUGUAUCUAUUGUUGUUGCUGUGGACCAAUUGCUGUAAUGAAAGAAGAGGAAGAUGAAGAAGAAGAAGAAAAAGAAAAGGAAAAAGAGAAAGAAGUUGUCCCAACUCCAAUACCGAAAACUACAUCAAAUUCAAUGAAGGAAGAUAUUCCUCCAAUUCCAACAACUCCGCCUUCACCGCCACCACGUCCACGUCCACGUCCAAAAAAGAAAAAACAAGCGAAACUUGCACCAUUCUUUGAUGCGAAAUAUUAUCGAGUUAGUCGAAAUCCUUCUGUUCCACCAACUCCGCCACCAGCAAAAGAUGUUUUUUCGGCGGAAAAUGAAAAGAAGGAAAUUCCGAAAAAUGCGACGAGAUCGCAAAGAUUGUAUAAAUCGUGA